AUGGCAGAGUGGAAUUAUGAUAUGGUGGUAGUCGGAGCCGGCUGGUUCGGCUUGGCAGCUGCCAGGGCCUACAUAGAGACUCAUGCACAUGAGCGCAUCGCCGUGCUGGAGUCAGCCGAGAGCUGUGGAGGCACCUGGUCGGAAGCUCGUCUCUACCCUGGGCUCAAGUCCAACAACAUGGUGGGAUCGUACGAGUAUCCUGAUUUCCCCAUGUCCGAAGACGUCUAUGGCGUCAAAGAGGGCGGCCACAUCCCCGGCGCCGUGCUUCACCGCUACCUGACGGACUUCGCGAAGAAGUACGGUGUGAUGGAGCGCAUUCAAUUCCACACCAAGGUCGACAACGUCGAGGCCCUACGCUCCCCCGAGUCUGAAUCCGGUGAUAUCACGGGUUGGAGACUCACCGUCACCACCACUGUCCCCGACAAGACACAGCGCCAAGUCACCACCAACAAGCUCAUUCUUGCCACCGGCCUCACCUCCACGCCCAACUUUCCCCAAUACUCUGGAGCCGAGGCCUUUGACAGACCGCUUUUCCAUGCCAAGGACUUCUGCCGUCGUGCUGCAGAAUUCGAGACUGCUGAAAAGGCCGUCGUCGUUGGCGGCGCGAAGUCCGCAUACGACGUCGCCUACGCGCUUGUGCAGGCUGGUGCAACGGUUGACCUCGUUAUCCGGCCGAAUGGGCAUGGGCCGGUGUGGAUUUCACCGCGGUUCGUCACGCCGCUGAAGCGAAGGCUGGACACGCUGCUCAAUACGCGAUGUCUAACGUGGUUUAGCCCGUGUCCAUGGGGCGCAGAGGGUGGUCACGCCGGGGCUAUAAAUUUCUUGCACGGGACAAGAGUCGGCAGGCUUUUGGUAGAUUGCUUUUGGAAGGUCUUGCAGGGAGACGUGUUGGGCGCCAUCCGCUAUGAUUCACAUCCAGAAUUGGCCAAAUUGAAGCCGUGGAACCCGGCGUUUUGGAUCGGGAGCGGGCUGAGCAUUCUGAACUAUGACACUCCCCUGUUUGACUUAGUGAAGGACGGCAAGAUUCGGGUACACAUUGAUAACAUCGACCAUCUUGAGCCAGGCAAGGUGGUGCUGUCCUCUGGAGAGAUUCUGGAAGCAGACGGUAUGGUUUGCUCCACGGGCUGGAGGAAGGAAUCAUCCAUCCAGUUCACCGGCCUCGACGACGUUGGUCUCGGUCUGCCACAGGCUCUUGUCGAGGCAGAUAGGCUCAAGCUGAACGCUAAAGCCGAUAGCGAUGUUCUAACAAUGUUCCCACGCCUCAAGGACCAACCUCAGCUGCGCUUUCAACCCAAAGAGGCUGACCCUUUGCGGUAUUACCGCUUUAUCGUACCCUCAACGAUGCUGAAGUCAAGGAACCUGGCCUUUGCCGGCAUGGUCUCGACGGUCAGCACAGCUGUCUGCGCCACAGUCCAGGCGGCUUGGAUCGCAGCAUUCCUUGAUGGUAAGCUAGACAGGAUGGCGAAGACGCCAGAGGAGGUCGUGCAGGAAAUAAUGCUGCACACCCAAUGGGGAAAGUGGCGAUACCCCUGUGGGUACGGGGCAAGUCUGCCGGACUUUGUAUUUGAAGGACUGCCUUAUGCCAAUAUGUUGAUGAGAGAUAUGGGGCUGAGGACGCAUCGGAAGACUUCAUGGAUGAAGGAAUUGGUUGAGCCGUACACACCUCCUGAUUUCGCUGGCAUUUUGGAUGAAUGGAUGGAUGGCCAUCCUGCGAAGGCUUGA
Messenger RNA from Diaporthe amygdali, 1722 nucleotides. RefSeq lists its product as uncharacterized. NCBI's taxonomy places the organism in Eukaryota, Fungi, Ascomycota, Sordariomycetes, Diaporthales, Diaporthaceae. Gene Ontology annotation, molecular function: flavin adenine dinucleotide binding; NADP binding; N,N-dimethylaniline monooxygenase activity. The coding region runs from base 1 to 1722 and encodes 573 amino acids. The record is from RefSeq and is a predicted model, not a curated record. The transcript is spliced from 2 exons.